Messenger RNA from Trichoderma harzianum CBS 226.95, 642 nucleotides. RefSeq lists its product as hypothetical. Lineage: Eukaryota; Fungi; Ascomycota; Sordariomycetes; Hypocreales; Hypocreaceae. Gene Ontology annotation, molecular function: protein binding. The record is from RefSeq and is a predicted model, not a curated record. The transcript has a single exon. The coding region runs from base 1 to 642 and encodes 213 amino acids.
AUGGCGUCGUCAAACCCUUUCCUCCUGGCAGCUGACAACAGCCCCGCGCUGCUGCCUCUUCUUCGAGAAAAGCCCGAGUUGGCAUCAGGCCAGGACGAACACGGAUACUCGCUUGUCCAUGCUGCGGCCAGCUACAACCACCUAGAUCUGCUCCGAGCGUUGAUCCAGGAAUUCAAGGUGGACGUCAACCUCAAGGACGAAGACAACGAGACUGCCCUAUUCGUCGUCGAGACUACCGACGCCGCCAAAGCCUUGGUCGAUCUAGGUGUAGAUGUCUUGCACAGAGGCUUGGAAGGGCUGACAGCAAGAGAAAAGAUUGAGGGAGAGGGCGAUUUCCCCGAAGUUGCUGUCUAUCUAGCUACCGUUGAAUCCGAAAAAGCCGGCAAGGAGCUCGAGGCCAGCGCAGCCGAGUUCAUGAAGAAUGCCCCAGAAGGCAUGAAGGUCACAGUUGGCACCAUGGACGAGACGCAGGAUAUCCCUGCCGAGUUCGAUCCAGAGUUCCGCCGCAGAAUCGAGGAGUUGGCCCAGAGAGAGGACUUUAAUACGGCCGAGGGCCAGGCGGAUUUGCGCAAGCUGGUGGAGGAGGCCCUUCUUGACCAAGGGUUGUCUGAGGAGCGAAAUGUGCGGUCUAAGCAAGCCUAA